CUAGACUAGCCAGCCAGGAUUGAUUUUGCGUUCCACUCGAAGCUCACAAAACCAAGGAGUUGGAGCGCAAAAGCAAUUUCAAAGAAUCAACUACAUGUACAACUAACUAACUAGCUAGCUAGCUGGAACAAAACACUACGAGCUCAUGGACUCCCCAAUGAACUGUCUGCUUGAACUGAACUAUCAAAUGGCAGCCAUGAUGGUGAAUGGAAAUACUCCUCAAGCCUACUCCACAGUGCUGAACAAGACUAUGCACGUCAUACAAGCUAUGGUAGGAUCUUUGCGCAACAGCGAAGCCCUUCACGGGGAUCACGAGUUGACUGUCACUCAGGAGCUUCUCAGUAAUCACCGAGAGCUGUGCUACUGCUUUGUGGCCAUUGGUGGAGGAGCACCUUCUGGUAUGGGCAAUAAUUGUACUAGUACAUGUACUGACACGGACACGGACAUGGAAUCUUGCGCAGGUUUAUUGACCUUGUUUGACCGGGUCGUCCAUGCUCCACGAAUUCCAAACAACGCGCCUAUGGGACGCGAAGCGUUUGAGAAAGUGUCGUUGGGACGUCAGAUCAAACUCUUGCUCCUGUCAAUGUAUAAUGUGGCUCUCCUGCUUCACAAGGAGGGUAUGAGGACCGGGGUUUCCAAACUCUUGCACAAAGCAGUUCAAUAUUACCGCAUGGCGCUAGAUAUGCUCCUAGUGGCCUCAGAAAAUAAUCCCUCUCAGUUGCGUGACGAUUCCAGAGAUAUCAUGCUCUUUUUGGGGCUUCUGAAUAACCUGGCCCAUGUGCAUGCCAUCCUAGCCAGCUAUGACCAAGUCGAAAGGUACCUUACCGAAAUGAGCCGUAUCAUCAAGGCCAUUAUGAAAGAACCACAAGUGCUUGAUGAUUGGGAUGAAAACGUCAUCGAGUUGUGGUAUCUGGCGGCUAUUCAGUCCAUCGAUUGCAAUUGGUUUACACUGGCGUCUGCUGCCUAAUAACGAACUUGAACUACUAGUACAUUUACAUCUAUA
This is a messenger RNA of Seminavis robusta, 1003 nucleotides long. Lineage: Eukaryota; Bacillariophyta; Bacillariophyceae; Naviculales; Naviculaceae. The record is from the annotation of a GenBank genome assembly.